Messenger RNA from Acanthopagrus latus (yellowfin seabream), 13641 nucleotides. It is a transcript of the gene apoba, whose product is annotated as apolipoprotein Ba. The transcript is spliced from 29 exons. Gene Ontology annotation, molecular function: low-density lipoprotein particle receptor binding; cholesterol transfer activity. The coding region runs from base 139 to 13332 and encodes 4397 amino acids. Gene Ontology annotation, biological process: triglyceride mobilization; cholesterol homeostasis; lipoprotein transport. Gene Ontology annotation, cellular component: very-low-density lipoprotein particle; mature chylomicron; low-density lipoprotein particle. The record is from RefSeq and is a predicted model, not a curated record. Lineage: Eukaryota; Metazoa; Chordata; Actinopteri; Spariformes; Sparidae.
AUUCCUCUGGUACUCAGCAGGGCUGGCUUAUUGAUGGACAGAGGAGAGGGACUUUAUAAAAGAUGGUGGAGGUCUUGCUUUAUUAGUCAAGACUAAGAGGAACAAGAGGAGCACAGAGGAAACCAUUUUCUUUAACCCAUGAUGGGUUACUGCACGCUGUAUCUGUUACUGCUGCUGAGCAGCUACACGUUGGCUCAGGGAGACAGUGACAAUAAUGAUCAAACUUCAACUUGUCUGUUGGUAUCCAGAUUCAAGGCCCAUAGGAAAUAUUUGUACCAGUACACCACAGAGAGCAGUAAUGCUGUGGUGAGCAUUGCCAACCAGAGCAUCGGCCCGAAAGUCUCUUGUCAGGUGGAGAUCGAAGUCCCUCAGAUGUGCAGAUUCAUCAUGCACACCAGGGACUGUGCUCUCAGCGAGGUGUCGGUCAAUGAUCCCCAGAACGGACCGGUCGACACGCAGGCCCCCGGCUCUGAGGCCUUCAAGGCCGCAAUGGAACAGAACCCUCUGAAGUUCACCGUGGAGGACGUCACCAGCGUCCAGCUUUACCCCGAGACGGACGAGCCGGUCAACAUCCUCAACAUCAAGAGGGGAAUCAUUUCAGCACUCCUGCUGCCUGUCAUGGAGGAUGAACAGCGCAGCCUCAUGAGCACGGUCCACGGCCAGUGUUUAACAGCCUACUACGAGAACGCCAGGAAAGACAUCGCCACGGAUGUGACACUGUCCAGGGAUAUGUCCCAGUGUGACCAGUUCUAUGGCAGGGAACAAGCCAGCAGCCCCCUGGCCCUGCUGCAAAAGCUGCAUCACCCCCUAUCUCAGCUGAUCAAAAGCACUCAAGACUGCAACUACCAUUUGGAUAACAAGGGAAAGCACAUCACAACAGCCAAGUGCAGAGAAGAACACUACUUUGUGCCCUUGUCCCAUGCGAUCUCUGGGCCUCCGUCUGUGGUGACUCAGGAGCUCAGUUUUCAGAGCUCUAAAAGGACCACCAACAGAGUAUUUGACGUGGACUGCAGCCAGAGCAGGCCUCUCCACUUUGAAGACCCUGAUGAUAAAGCUCCAGUCCAGACGAAGGACGCCGCUCUGAGAACCAUGCGGGACCUCCUGGCUUUGGCAGGAUCGGACCAGGGUCAGAAGAGAACUGGCCUUUUCCAUAAGCUGGUGUCCAGCUUGCGCGCCCUGAGGAACGAAACACUGAGCCAGGCGGUCACUGAGAUGUUGGAUACGUCAGUCUGGCUCACCUGGCAGUCUUUGCUCCAGUGCGGCACCCCGGAGUGCACCAGUGCCGUCCUCCAGGCUGUCCGGACCAUUGAUGGGGUGUCUAUAGAGGUGGACGCUCUAGUCUACGGGCUGAGUCUACAGGCCAACCCCGACGCUGCACGUGUACGAGACAUGCUCAGCAUGGCUCAGCGUAAACCUAGCAAGUCAAUCAUGUAUGCGCUAGCCAACACAGUCAAGAAGUUCCAUAAAGGAGAGGUUACUCCAGUGGUCACAGAGGUGUCGGAGUUCAUGCUGACACUCUUAGAUGGUGGCUUAGGAGCAUCACCUGAUCCCGAGUCUGAUUAUCCUGUGGAGAAUGAAGAGAUGGCCUUCCGUGUACUGAGGGUCGUUGGUGUCAUGGGUCAAGCCAUGCAAGCCGUCAGCCCCAGACUGACCGACACCAUUCUGUCGUGUGCUCAGGCAAAACACAUUCCAUUAUCAAACCAAAAGGCAGCCAUACAGGCAUUUCGGUUGAUGGAUAUCACUGAUGAGAUCAGAAGGGUUCUCAGGGAAGUAUACCUGGAUGCUCAAGACCAUGUUGAAAAACGCAUAGCAGCCUACCUGAUUCUGAUGAAGAACCCAGACCAUGCCCUGGUUAAAGACAUCGUAGACAGGUUGGCGAACAUGGAGGACGAGCAGCUCAAGAGCUUUGUGGUCUCCCACCUGAACAACAUCCACUCCUCACAGGACCCACAGAUCAGUAGGGUCAGAGAGUAUGUUGACUUGGCCUUGACUGAAGAUCUACCACCCACAAAUGGCAUGUCACAGAACUACAGAAUAGAGACUCCCCUGGGCACAGCACAGAGCAACAUCAUCUUCGAUGGCUUGGACACAUUACCUAAGGAAGUGAUGCUGGAAACAACACUGAAGGUUUUUGACUACAACUAUGACAUCUUUGAGGUCGGAGUUGAGGGAACAGGAUUUCAACCAACAAUCGAUGCUCUCUUUGGAGAAAGAGGCUUCUUCCCAGACUCCAUCUCCAAAGCUUUGUACUGGGCGGGUGACCAAGCCCAGAUGGUCAGAGAGGUUUUGGACAGAAUGGCCCCCGACUCAGACAGAAUGAGGAGACAGGUCCCAGAGGAUCUUCUGCAAGAUGUUGCAGACAAUGUGAGGAAGCUCAUGGAUGAUGUGCGUCGCUCUCAUGCCCCUGAAGCCACUGCCUUUCUUCGACUUCUGGGAAAUGAGAUAGGAUACAUGAAGCUCGGGGACAUACGGCAUAUGGUUGAGACUCUCUCCAUGUACUUCCAUUUUUACUUCAGGAUUCUGCCUGCCCAGGCCUUUUUGGCAUUGACUUCUAGCACUGAAAAUGAAGUCUUCGCCCACUACAUCUUCAUGGAGAAUACCUUUUCUCUACCCACUGCCUCUGGCUUCCCUCUGAAGUUCUCGCUGGCUGGUGUGGUUGCACCUGGUGCCAAAGGAGGCCUGACUUACUCACGUGCUAGUACUGAGUUGUCCUUUAUGCCUUCAGUUGGGCUGGAAUUCAUCACCCAACUGGGUGUGCACAUUCCAGACUUUGUGGAGGCUGGGCUUGAGAUGCACACUAAUGUGUACCACGAGAGCUCCCUCAAUGCUAAGGUCACCGUGAGCAAGAACCAGAUACGACUGUCCAUGCCUGCCCCUAAGUCAAACACUCAGUUGCUCAGCUUUAGCCACCAGCUACUGUCUGUCUCCUUUGGUCAAACCAAAGUAGUUCCAUCCCUGGUGGAUGACCGGACUGACUCAGCUGACUGCCAGCCCCUAAUCAGUGGUCUGAAAUUAUGCACAAUAGCGCGUUACAUGGACGGGGCUCCAUAUUACUCCCUGACUGGAGAAACCAGGUUUGCGGUUGAAAUCCAGCCCACGGGAGAAGUUUCAGAGUAUACUGCUACCAUCACUGAUGAAACACUCAGGGAGGGUAAAAAGGGUCGUCAUAAAGUUGAGACCCUGAAGCUAACUCUGAAGGCAGAAGGUGACGAUUCAUCAGAAGUCUCUGCAGCUCUAAAAUACAACCGCAACAAGAACAUACUCACCUCUGAGGUCAUCAUACCUGACUAUGAUGUGGAAGCAGGAAUCAAGCUGGCUGUAACUGACAGUGAUAACAAAGGGAAGAAGAUGCGUGGUAUCACCAUUGAUGUCAGUAACAAGAACAUCCCACAGUUGACUCUCGUUGGACGGACAAGACUUGACAUGAUGAAGGAUGCUAUGCUGCAACUUCAGAUGAUCAUUCCUUCUCUGAAAAUGGAUGCCUCUGUCACUGCCACCUUGAGGAAGGAUGAGGAUAUGCUCAUGGACCUAGAGACAGUUAUCAGCCUCCCAGAAACAUCCUACCAACAGAAAGCUGCCCUCAAAUACGAUGAUGACAAGUUUGAACUGGAACUGAAAUCGGAUCUGACUUCAGAGAUUCAGAAACUGAUUCCAAAUGUAGAGGAUCAUCACAGGGAGCUGCAACAGCUCAUUGAUAAUAUCCUGGACCAGCAAGUGGCCAUGACAGAUAUGAAAUACCGUCACAUUGUAACCAAAGGAAUUGAGGCAGGGAAUAUAUGGCUGGACAAACUGACAGCACGCAUCCCCUAUCUUGCAAACCUGAGAAGUAAGAGGAGCAUCUCAGAUCUCACUUUGCCAGCCCUGCCUGAGAAACUAUUUUUACAGUCUGACAGCCUGUUCCGAUACCAGUUCAACAAGGAAAAAAUGGCAAUCUCCCUUCCUCUUCCACUUGGAGGCAAAAAGUCAGAAGAACUGAACUUCCCAACCACUCUGUCUGUUCCUGUUAUAGAUUUACCACAGAUAGGCCUUUAUAUCCCCGCCAACAACUAUCGACUUCCAUCAUUCACUGUGCCGCUUUCAUUGGAUUUCACUGUCCCCCUUCUUGGUCUCACUGAAGCAUCCACCAAGCUCAACAGCAACUUCUACAGCUGGGAAGGCUCCAUUUCAGGGGGCAACAACACUGUUGAUGUCCCAAGCUACAUUGCACAGUACAAGACCAUGGCCCAGUCACCUUUCAACCUGCUAUCAUACAAGCUUGAAGGAACCGGGAUGAUGUCAGGAAGAGCUGAUGAUAAUCUCAAGUAUCAACUGGAGAGUACUUUCAGCCAUGGCCUCCUUGAAGCCAGCUUCAGUGUCUCAGAAAUGUUAAGAGUUACAAACAAAUUACAUGCGGAAGCCAACUAUAAGAUUGAUGCCUCCAGCCCACUGGGCCUGCAAGCCUCUCUCUACUACUCUGCUCAGUCAACUUCCACUCUAGAUUCGGAUGAAGUCUCAGGAGAUGGCACCGUAGAUGGAUUGCUUAAUAUAGGUUCAUUCUACACCAACACCUCCUACACUCACAGCUACAACCUGCGGCCACUAGAUAGAGAGGGAAGAGGAGAGUCGACUUUUAACUUCAACUCGCCAUUCAUCCAAGUUCACAACAUGAUCGACGGAGUCUAUGCAAACUCUGAGUUGAACAUUGUGUCCAAAACCAAUGCCCAAAACGACAUCCUUAGGCACGUCGCAGAGCUCAGGUAUAAAGAUGCACAACUGAUCCUGAAAUGCACUGCUGUUGCCACAGCCAUGGGGAAAUCUCUAAACAACCAAAUUGAGCUUGGUGUGUCAAGCCAUAUGGGCCUCCUGAGAAUUGAGACCAAGGCAGAUGAUGACACAAAUAUGGUAUACUCCCUUAUAACAGGAUCCCUGGAUUCAAAUGGGCUUGAGGUAAACUCUGAAGCUUCUGUCACCUUAGACACAGGUAGUCGUGGAAUGCACAAAGCUUCUGUGAUGGUUGGCAGAAAUGGUCUUACCACAAGUGGAAUUAACAGCAUUCAGUGCAGCCCUGUAACAGUGGAGAAUAUAUUCAAUGGCGCCAUAGACAUCAACGGAGCAACCCUGUCCUCUAGCACCAAAGCAAUGGCUGAGGAGAGCAGAGGAGAGCUGAACAUCGAGAGUAAAAUCACGGCUGCUGAAGCUUCUUUGUAUGGUGACCUCAAGGGCCAUGCAUAUGAUGCAACCACAAGAAACAACAUGAAUGUUGUACUGAACCGAAGGGCUCUGACCUUUUCUGGCAAUGCAGUGGGAAAAAUGAAUCAGAUGAAUACAGAAAAUAGCCACACUCUGACCCUUACUCUGUGGACCCUAGCCCUACGCUCCAAGACCAACAACUUCAUCUGCGAUGAUAUGUAUUACAAGCAAGACACCAAGAUUGAUAUAAAGCCAUUUGUCAUGUCAUUUGAUAUGACAAAUGCCUUAAGGUUUUAUGAUGUCAGUUUGAACAGUGAAGGUCACAUGAAGCUGAAGCCUAUUAAGGUGGAUCUCAGUGGAAGUAUGAUGGGAGCUUAUGGAGAAGAAAACAACAUGAAAAAUACCUUUGAACUCACCUAUGAGGAUAUGGCUGGUACGAUGAAAUACGGCACAUCUGGGAAUUUAAUGGAUGCCCAGCUAAGUCACAACUGUGAACUUGAGUUUGCUGGACUUUCCUCCAAGUCAAACUGUGAAACACGGAUAAAUUCCGAGCCCCUGCGAUUUGACAGCACCGUUCGCACCAUGGCUCUGCCUUUCAGCCUCACUGUUGAUGCCCUUGUCAACAGCGAAGGAGAAAUGAAUCUAAAAGGGAGGCACACCGGACAGCUGUACAGCAAAUUGUUGGUUAAAGUUGAGCCCCUAGCUCUUGCUUGCUCACAUGACAGCAGGCUAUCAACCACGCAUAUGAUUUCAAGUGCGGAGUCUUCCACUAAUUUAGACAACAAAUUUGAAAGUCUCCUGACACCAAGUGACCAAGCUCUGACCUGGAAAGUAAAAUCUAAACUUAAUGACCAUGCUUACAACCAGGACAUCAGUAUGUACAAUCAUCCUGAGAGUAUUGGAUUUGAGUUUUCAGGAGGUAUGUUAACAGACAUUUUAGGCAAAUUUGGCAGAAACAAGAGAUCCCAACCAGAAAUACAAGAAUACAGUAUGGCUGGUGUCCUCAAGUAUGAUAAGAACAGUGACUGCCAUAUCAUUGAGAUCCCAUUGAUUGAGAGCUUUCCUGCUGCUUUUGAGCAGCUCAAGAACACACUUGUACAAGCACUGGAAUCACUUCAACAGUUCAUCAACAAUUUAGAUAUUAAUCAGUUAAUCACUGACCUUAGAGCUAAGUUAGACCAGCUACCUAUUCAAGUGAGUGAUUUAAUGCGAGAAAUUGACUUGGAGAACAAAAUGAAUCAAGCAAAAGCAAAACUUGAUUAUUUGAUUGGCGAGUUUGCUGUAACAAUGGAAGACUUAGAGGAUGCAAUGAAGAACUUGAUGGACAACUUUGAAAAUACAGUGAUAGACGUUGCCACCAAAAUUAGAGACCUCAUCCUGACAGUCAGCGACUAUGUCAAGGACGGACACCUUGCUGACAGGAUAACAAAUGUACUUUCACAAGUUGAAAGUCAGCUUCUGGCCUUUGAUAAGAAGUAUGGAAUCAAGCAGUCACUCAUCAAAGCACUUAAUGUCAUUGAGGACAUCAUCAGACAAGUUGAUUUCCAGAAGCUCACAGAAAGCGGUGCUGCAUGGCUGCAAGAGCUUGAUUCUGAAUAUUUAAUCUUGGAAAAAAUCAAAGACAAACUCUCUGAAAUUAAACAGUUAAUUGAGAACUUUGACAUCAGCAUGUUUUGCCAUGAUGUAAAGGAUUACCUUCUCUCAAUUGAUUUGGCUAUGUAUGUUGAGCAGCUAUCAUAUAAAAUCCCUUCUUCAGAGAUAAAGAAAGUGAUUGAAUCCAUGAGAGAGGUUAUUGUAAACUGGAUUGACGAAUAUGAAAUCCCCAACAAAUUCAAUACAGUAUAUUUCUACAUAAGGGACCUACUUUUAAAAUACAAUCUUUACGACAAAUUCAAAGAAUUAAUGGAUCAGGUUGUCAUUCUCGUUGAUGAAUUCAAAAUUGUUGAGACUGUACAGUCAGUGGUUGACGCUCUAAAAUCUAUCAACUUUGAGUUUGCUUAUGAUAAAAUUAUGCAGUUUCUGGGUGAUUUGAAAAGUAAACUCAGCACAUUUGACUUUAAGAAAAGCAUUGAUUACCUUAAUCAACAAAUUUCUUCAAUGCUUAAGUCAAUGAAGGAAUUUGACUACCGAGCAUUUGUUGAUGAAACCAACAAGAAGAUUGCGGAAAUUACAAACUAUAUCAAUGAACAGAUUAAAACAUAUGAGAUUGUGCAAAAAAUUGAAGCAGUCAGGGAAUUUUUCAGAGAGAUCCAGAAUUCCAUCUUCACAUACCUGGAGGAACUAAAAAACACAAAGGUGGCUGACGCUCUAAAGAAACUGAAAAAAGUGAUUGACACUACAUUUUACAAUGACAUCAAGAUGAAAAUGAAGGAUAUCCUAGAGGACAUGAGACAAAGAAUCCUUGACAUGGAUAUCAGAGAUGAAAUUUACAUCUACCUACAAAGAGCAAGUGAUUCCUACAGCAAUAUAGUAGCCUACAUUUCUGUGCAGUUCAACCAACUGAUAGAGAAGAUCAAAAAAGUUGCCAAGGACAGCGAGAUCAUCAGUGAGAUGAAGCAAGCUGUGGAUGGAGUUCUGGAAGCAAUGAAAAAAGCUGAGAUCAAAGUUCCCACUUUUACCAUACCGCUUACUGACCUUGUCAUUCCAGCUUUUACACUCAACCUGAACAAACUGCAGGAGAUCAGCAUCCCAGCUCAAUUUUCAGUCCCUGAGAUCACCAUCCUCAACACCUACAGGAUUCCUGCCUUUACUGUAGAUUUUGAUGAGAUCAAAGCAAAAAUAGUUGCAGUCAUACAGGACAUCAAAGAAUUUGAGAUCCAAACACCUGACCCUGAGGAGAUCUUUGGUGACUUAAAAGUUCUCUACCUAUCUGAACUACCAGAUCUCACCUUCCCAGAGAUAACGCUUUCAGAAAUAACAUUUACCGCCAUCACCAUCCCCACAUUAAAUCUAGAGGAUUUUGAAAUAACGAUGCUUCCAAUCCCAGAGAUCAAAUUGCCUGAAGUUCCCACGGACAUUUGCAUCCCAGUUUUUGGCAAACUCCAUGGAGAAUUUAGACUGAACUCCCCACAGUAUACUCUUGUAACUACAUGGAAGAUUGAGAACUCAACAUCCACACCAAAAAACCCACAGUUUACAGCAACUAUUACUUCUAAUGCCAGAUCACCCUUUGAGCCCCUUGAAUACACCUUUGAAGCCACUACUCAAUUGGAAGCUCCAAGAAUGAAGAAGUUGCUAUUCACAGAAAUGGCAAAACUGACGCAUACGGCUUUUUCCGCUGAUCACGAAGGAUCCUUGACACUCACUGGCAAUUCUGCUGAGGCUUCUGCUAAGACCACUAUCAAGGCCAAAACCCAAAUGUACACGGCAGACUUGAUCAACAAUAUGGCCCUUACAAUGAAUAGUGGAAUAUCUGCAGCCAUAGACACAACCUAUGACCACAACUUGGAGAUCCCAUCAAUUGAAACAUCAAGUCAGGCAUCAAUGAAACAGAAUGUAGCAGUCACAGUGGAACCUGGCAGAAUUACUGUGACAGGGGAAACUACUGGUAAUGGAAAGUGGUCAAUUCAAGACUAUUCUGAUGAGGGUACGCACAUAAGCAACGCAGAAUUCAGCAUCAACUUUGGAACUGCCCGGUUAAGUUUUGCAGGAGAAACAGAGUGUAAGGCCUUGAUCUCAAAGCAAACACUGACUGCCGAAUCAGUGAUCUUAAGCCAUAUCACUGUCGAAGGAAGAUGUGAAACUGAAAUUCCGUCUUACAAGAAGAGUGUUAUGGUUUUACAAGGAGAGGCUCAUGUUGGGGACUUGAAAGUUGAACUGACAGCUUCUCAUGAUGCUGAGUUCACUGGAAAUCUAAUUGGAUCCAUGGCCAACUCAUUGGAAUUCAAGGUCCACCCAUUUGAAAUUGUGCUCAAUGUUAAGAAUAAAGUAAACUCAAGGGUUUUGUUGCCCCUGAAACUCACUGGUAAGGUGGAUCUCCAGCAUGAUUAUGGUGUCAUACUUAAUUCUGACAAGCAGAGUGCUUAUUGCACUGCUUUGGCAAGAUUCAACCAGUACAAGUACAAUCAUGACUUUGCAGCAGAAAACAAUGGAAUGGAGAUCUUCUUUCACUCAUCAGCUAAUGGAGAGGCCAAUCUAGAUUUUUUGACUGUUCCUCUCUCUAUCCCAGCAAUAACCAUACCAUACCUUGAAAUUACAUUACCUGAGGUCAGAGACCUUUCUUUAUGGGAACAUGCUGGACUUAAAACCGUUCUUAUAUCUCCUCAACAGUCAUUUGACAUGAACCUGAGGCUUCAUUACUACAAGAAUCCUGAUGUACACAGCUUUGAUUUGCACCUUGAGCCAGUCUACAAUGCAAUCAGUGACAAUGCCAUCAUCAUCCAGGCUCAAUUUGAACAAUGUAGAGACAAAGUAGUGGCACUUCUGAAGAAUUCGUACAACGAAGCAAAGUCACAGUAUAUCAAACACAAAAUUGACACUUCUAGCCUGCCACCUCGAAUCUUCACUGUCCCUGGAUACAACAUACCAAUGUUAAACAUUGAGGUUUCUGCUUUCAGGGCUGAGAUGCCGGCAUUCAGCUACUUUGUUCCCAAGGAGGUCAGCACACCGAGCUUUAAAGUUCCAGCAUUAGGUUUCUCUGUACCGUCCUAUACCCUUGUGCUACCAUCAUUGACAUUACCUGUCAUCCAUGUUCCAGAAACAUUAAGUGAAAUACAGUUGCCUAUGUUCACACUACCAGCCAUUCAGAACAACGUUGUGAUUCCAGCCAUGGGUAACAUAACUUAUGACUUCUCAUUUAAAUCCAAUGUGAUCACCUUAAAUGCUAACGCUGGCCUGUACAACCAAUCUGACAUCGUUGCUCGGUUUGGCGCUUCUUCAACAUCUGUGUUUGACAUUUUGAAUGGAAAAAUCGAUGGCACAACCAGUUUGACAAGGAAGAGAGGAAUAAAACUGGCCACCACAGUGUCCCUGGAACAUUACAAUGUGGAAGCAAACCAUGAAUGUGCUGUUAGUCUUACCAAAAGGAGUAUGGAAGCGUCUGUAGCCAACAUGGCAAAAAUCAACCUACCCUUCCUCAAUCUAGAAUUAAAUCAGGAACUUACUGGAAAUACCAAGACCAAGCCAAAUGUUGUCUCCAAGAAAACACUGAAAUACAUGUUCAACAUUCCUCUGAUUGAGUCUGUUGGCAAAGGACACCUGGAUAUGAACUGGGCACUGGAAGCACUUUCCUCGUACGUGUCCCUGGAGACCAAUACUCAAGGAAAGUCAGACAUAACGAUAAUGGACAGCUGUAACUUUGCUGGUGAUCUAGAAAACGUGGUGACAUUCUAUCUAAAUGCUAAUGGCCUGCGUUCGACUGUCAGAACCGCCCUAAACUCAAACAUUGACAAACAGGAGAAACAGAAACGAAGCUCAAACAACAUCAUCCAUUUUGACCUGAAUAAAAACUUGGCUCUUGAGGUCUCCUUGCGACGUUUGUUUGCAUCAGUAGAUUACACAAGCAGUAACAAUAUUGCUGUUGCAUCUUUCAAUACAAAUGGUAAACAAGUAGUUAAAGGAGAAUUAGAUUUUGUUCCUUUAACAACCUUCACGACUACUUUGAACAUUGAUGCAAGUCAGCCAAGUAGUUUGGGUCAUGCUGGACUCAUUCAAAGCAUCAGCCUUUCCAUCGGCUCAGCAAAGCAGUCUUUCACCUGGAGUGGCAAGGAACAGUUGGCAUCUUUCCUCCAUGCUUGUGAUUUACUCGUAUCGAAUGAUGAAUCCGAAGUACGCAUGGACUUGACUGAGUCAGUUGAAGGCCACCUAGCUUUCUUGAAGUCAGUUAAGCUUCCUGUUUAUCAGAGGACCCUCUGGGAUGUGCUGAAGUUUGAUCAGGCCACAAGUAUGGACGACUUACAAUUCCUUAACAUCUCCUCCAGCAUUGUAUAUACAAAGACCAUGGAUGGCCAAGUUUAUACAAUACCAUCCAAACUUUUUGAUUCUGGUGCCACUUUUAGCAUCCCUGAGAUUAGCAUUGCAUUGCCUUCUUGGGUGAAAGAAAUUCCAGAUUCCAUCAGGAACAUAGACAAGCGGUUUGAAAACGCUGAUAUCCCUGAUCAUAUCACUCUUCCUCCCGUAAUCUCAGUUCCAGCCUUCAAUGUGCCGUUUACAAACUUGCAUGUAGAAACCUUUACAAUUGAUCCUAAGAAUCUUCACAUUCCCAAGGUGAUCACCACCACAGCCUUUGAAAUCAUGCUGCCUGGCAUGCCAAUAAUGUCAGUGCCCAGUUACAAUAUUGAAACAGAGUAUCUGCAAGGGAAAAUGUCCUUCCUUUCAUUCAAGAUGCCCCAGUAUGAAAUUGCAGUAUCAUCUUUCACAUUACCAAAGUCCUUUACCAUUGGCAAGCACAGAGUCAGUCUUGAUGACAUCACAAGUCAGCUUUCAAACUUUGAACUUCCAACCAUUGUCAUUCCUGAGCAAAAAAUUGAGAUCCCUGAAAUUGCUCUACAUCUGCCUUCAAGUGUGUUCAUCCCAGCUUUUGGAGCCCUGAGUGCCACCCUGAAAGUUUCCUCCCCUAUUUAUAAUGUGUCAACAACUGCUGACCUGGAGAAAAAGGACUCGGCCCUCAUAACUUCCCUGAAUUCUAUCUGUACCUCUACCAUAAUAUUCUUGGAAUAUGACCUUUCUGCCAGUGCAACGUUUGAAUUUGAUGAUGGAUUAAUCAGUUUAAAUGGGAAGUGCAACUUAAUUCAUAAUGAUGUAACUGUCAACUGGCAACAUGCUUUGGCACAAAACCUGAGGAUGAAGCGCCAAACCCCCGUGACUGAUACAGUGGGAUUGCGUCAUACUCUUAAUGUUGACAUAACCAGCCCAACAUUUUUCGAUGUAGUCUUCCGUUUUGCUUCCCGCAAAGAUGGCAUCACUGCAUCUAUGUCUUCCCCGUCAUCUGGUUUCAUUGGAUUGCAAAUUCAGCGGAGGUCUGCAUCACAGUUGUAUGGAAAACUGUUCAGUCGCUACCUGUCAACUCCUGAAAGGGAUACUGAUAUUUUCACUGCCAAAGCCACACUCAGAAACUCUGAGAAGUUGAUCUUACAGACGUCAUGGAAUUGGGACUUCCUCCAUGAUGUGACUGAGGGGACCAAGGACAGGAUUCCUGCUAUGACCGAUGCUGUGCUCAAGUUCAUUAACAAGUAUCACACGGCCCACUUUGGCUUUGAUCUCAACCGUGGUGGCAUGAAGCUGAAAAACAGUGUUUCCAAUCUUAUAGAGAGGGCCUAUCAUGAAGUUCCUAUGUCACUGCCAGAUCCAGUCAGAUACAUUGGUGAACGAGGACCAGACAUGUACAGGAGGGCUUCUGACACCUUGAUGUCCAUGAGAAUGCAGUCUGUUAUAGACAGGUUGGCUCACGAGGCUAGACUAAUCCUGAGCUACACCGAAGAUAAGAUCAAUGCCUUGUUAGAUGCAGUCAGACAGUUUUUUAUGGACAGAGAGUUUACAGUGCCUGGUUUUGAAGAGAGGCUCUCGAUCGUGGAGAUGUUCAACCGAGCUCGUUCGUCCGUAUCAGUAGCCACUGACGGGGCGCCUGAAAGGUUUAUCAGCCUCAUGAGGAAGAAAUCUAAUGACAUCAUGGAAACGGUGUUAACCAUUCCUGGAACUGAUAUUACCAUUAAUGGAAAUGAGGUCAUGGAUAAACUGAAGUCCUCUACGAGAUUUGUUUCUGAUCAGCUAGAACAUUCAGUGCUCAGCUUAUUCAACGUGCUCCGCAUGACAGUUGACUACCUCGUCAAGGUGAUUACUGAAAAAGGUGAUGUGAUCAUCACCUACCUACAAGAUAGGAACAUGGAAAUUGCUCCACAAGUUGAUACCAUCCAUGCAGACUUUUUACAACACAUUGAGAAGGCAAAGAUAUCUGUGGCUGAAUAUAAAGACCUCACAAAACGGAAGAUUCAAGUGGCGUAUAGCUCGUUAAACAUGGAACGUGUAAAUGAUGGUACCAAGGAGCUUUUCAGUUUUGUUCAAUCACACGUCUAUGGAAAGCUUAAUGAUGCCAUAGAUCUGAUGAGAAUUACUUCUGAGAGCACAGCACCGUACAUUAAAGUGAGCAAUGGAAAGAUGGACAUUGAAAUUCCUUUACCCUUCCCUUGGAAGUCUUUUAACGAAUGGCCGAAGCACUCCUGGCACUGAAUCAUGCCACUCUCGAUGAAGUGGUUUCAUUAUGGCUGAUCAAAUUGUCUGUCUAUGUGAAAAAAGAUUACUUUCUGUUUGAUGAAAAAAACAAAAACAAAAAAAAACUUGAUAAUGUUGUAAAAACUUCAUUUGAGUUGAAAGAAGUUAUUCUGACGUGAGAUUUCUUUGAAUCUUACAAUUUAUAUAACUGUGUCCAACCGAUAUUUUGCAUCUAAGUUAGAUGUUGGUGUUGAAACUAUACUGAAUGUAAUUUCUUGUGUUUGUCAUACUGCCUCAACAUUUUCCAAUUAAAAUACUUAACCAGAA